This is a messenger RNA of Cololabis saira (Pacific saury), 1037 nucleotides long. RefSeq names its product protein EOLA1-like. Bases 174 to 710 code for a protein of 178 amino acids. The transcript is spliced from 2 exons. NCBI's taxonomy places the organism in Eukaryota, Metazoa, Chordata, Actinopteri, Beloniformes, Belonidae. The record is from RefSeq and is a predicted model, not a curated record.
CAUAGAUCCGAUUCUGUGCUGGUUCUGUACUGGUUCUUUGCUGGUUCUGUGCUGGUUCUGGUUCUGUGCUUCUGUGGUCAGUAUUCUGGUCCAACCCCGGACUUACGGAGCUGCUGUCUCCGUCAGGCCGAGUGUGCUGGAAACAUCGGCCCAAACGUUUCCUCUUUGCAGUCAUGACGGUGCAGCUGUGGUGCCUGUCAUUCCGGCAGCCCUACGCUGGUCUGGUUCUGGACGGUGUGAAGACGGUGGAGAGCCGCUGGCGGCCCCUGCUGGCCCCUCUGGAGAACCACACCCUGGCGGUCCACAUCGCUUGGCGGGACUGGGAGGGGGACGAGUGGAGGACGGUGCUGAGCGGCGUCCUGGGGCUGGACGGAGCUCAGAUCCAGGAGUUGGUGGACUCGGGGGAGCGGUUUGGACGCGGCGUGGUGGCAGGUGAGAGACUGGACUGGGUUUGGAGUUUGAGGCGUGGGGAAGACGUCACCUGUCUGUCCUUUCUUGCAGGUGUGGUGGACGUGGGCGGGACCUGGCACUGCCCUGCCUCCCUGGAGGGGCAGGAGCUCCACGAGCUGCAGAGGUCGGCUGUUCUAACGGGUCUGAAGGACAAACACCUGACUCAGCUGUCCAACCCACGCUGGUUGAGCGCGCCGCUGAGCUGCCGGGGGAGUCGGGACCUGUGGACCGUGGACAUCCCUGCUGAGCUGUUACCGUGACAACACAUGGUCUCUCCACUCUAAUGUGGGUGGGUUAGAAAAACUAAAUCAUUUACCUUCUGGGAGUCCAGCAGAGCCCCGUGACCCUGCACAGGACAAACCGGGGAUAGGAGUUGAUGGAUCUGACCUACGUUUAUCUGGGACAUCAGGACCACGGAGAGGCCUCCACAGGAGACAGGACUCUGGCAGGUCACGUGACCGUCUCCGGGACAUUGGGGUCUUUCAGGGACCCAGAAUCAGCCAACAUUCUUCAUGAAACUACCAACAGGUCUCGGUGUGAACGGGACCCGGUUUCAGUCUUGUGAAUAAAAUAUGGUUUUAUAAGAC